AUGAAUACUUUCACUAUACCUGCUCGUCUAGCGCGUCCUGCUGUAAUUUCCGAAACUCAUGCCGAGGCCAGGAAACGAGCAAUUCAACUGUACCGGGAGUGGUAUCGUGCAGCCCCAGAGAUGAUUGCUGUAUAUUCAUUGAACUACUCGCCUCAAUACAUACGCCAUCUGUUAAGGCAGCGCUUCGAAGCGAACCGCCAUGUUACUGAUCUCCGCGCUAUCAAUGUGUUACUGCUUAAGAGCAGACAAGAGUAUCAGGAAACGAUGAAUGCUUGGAAACUUCCGGACCAAGUUAUGGGCAUUCUGUUAAAGCCAAUAGAGGGUCCCCAGCAGAAGACGUUUUUGGAAAAGUUCUACAACGGUAGAGACGAAGAAGCCAUUAAACCGGCUGCUUCUGGUGUCGUAUAA
This is a messenger RNA of Lentinula edodes (shiitake mushroom), 408 nucleotides long. RefSeq lists its product as uncharacterized. The record is from RefSeq and is a predicted model, not a curated record. Lineage: Eukaryota; Fungi; Basidiomycota; Agaricomycetes; Agaricales; Omphalotaceae. The coding region runs from base 1 to 408 and encodes 135 amino acids. Gene Ontology annotation, biological process: response to oxidative stress. The transcript is spliced from 3 exons.